AUGCUGUAUGAGCUUAUUGCAAUCGUUCGACCCGGCAAUCUCGCCGAGGUAAAAGAAAUCGCACGAACGACCGGCUCCUUAAUCCUACGCAGCGGCGGCACAAUCCGCGGCCUCAACAACUGGGGCGUCUUUUCCCUUCCAAAACGCACCCGAAAACAUCAAGCCCAGCAUACGGAUGGCCAUUAUUUCGUCAUGCGAUACGACGCUUCGUCUAAGAUUCAGGAGGAUGUGAGGACGACGCUGGGUUUGGAUCCCCGGAUGAUCAAGUUUACGAGUGUGAAGUUAGGGGAUGGGACGCUCGCGGCGUUAAGCAAGGUUUCGGGUGAUGUGAAGUGGGAUAGGAGGGAGGAAUUCUAG
Messenger RNA from Glarea lozoyensis ATCC 20868, 357 nucleotides. RefSeq names its product Ribosomal protein S6. Gene Ontology annotation, molecular function: small ribosomal subunit rRNA binding; structural constituent of ribosome. The record is from RefSeq and is a predicted model, not a curated record. The transcript has 3 exons. NCBI's taxonomy places the organism in Eukaryota, Fungi, Ascomycota, Leotiomycetes, Helotiales, Helotiaceae. Bases 1 to 357 code for a protein of 118 amino acids. Gene Ontology annotation, cellular component: mitochondrial small ribosomal subunit; ribosome. Gene Ontology annotation, biological process: translation.